CUCCUAGUCUUUAUCCGUCACCUGCAACCUUUCUCCUUCUUCUGCAUUUCCUCUGGCUCGGCGGCCAUGGAGAACUGUAAAAGCCACUGGACGGCGCUUUUAGCAAGGUUGUUUCUCUCUCAGCUGUUCAUCGUAGGAGCAGCAGAUCACUACCGAUACCGAGCGCCGCGAAACAUCAGAUUACUGCCAGAUACAACGCCGGAGAGGUUUCUCGAGAUGGUCGCUGGGCCGCCCUUCAAGAUAGCUCUCUUUGCCGACUUACAUUUUGGAGAGGCCGAGUCCACCGAUUGGGGUCCGCUUCAGGACAUUAACUCCACCAGAGUCAUGAAUCAAGUGCUUCGUGAUGAAAUGCCAGACUUUGUAAUAUAUCUUGGGGACGUCAUUACGGCUAACAAUAUAAUAGUUGAAAAUGCAACCUCGUAUUGGGAUCAGGCAAUCACGCCGACCAGAAACAGGGGGAUACCAUGGGCAAGUGUGUUUGGGAACCAUGAUGAUGCUCCAUUUGAGUGGCCACUAGAAUGGUUCUCCUCGCCUGGAAUCCCCCCGAUUCGCUGUCCUCGACCUACCACUUCAUGUUCAGAAGAAGAAUGUAGCUUCAAGGGCACUGGACGGGUGGAACUGAUGAAAAAUGAGAUCAAGAACAAUGGCUCCUUUUCUGUGAAUGGUCCAAGGGAACUUUGGCCUAGUGUAUCCAACUAUGCUCUCCAAGUCUCUUCAUCAAAUGAUAAAAAAUCACCCGUGGCUUUCCUAUACUUUCUUGAUUCUGGUGGUGGUUCCUACCCAGAAGUCAUUUCCAGUGACCAAACAGAAUGGUUCCGGAAGAAAGCUGAGGACAUUAAUCCUGAGUCUAGCAAAACAUUGUCUGACAGGGUUCCUGAGAUUAUUUUCUGGCACAUACCAAGUAAAGCCUAUAAAGAGGUGGCUCCCAAGUCCACAAUAGCGAAACCUUGUGUGGGUUCUAUCAACAAGGAAGAUGUUGCUGCUCAAGAAUCUGAAACGGGUAUCAUGAAACUCCUUGGGAAAAGAAGCUCUGUCAAGGCAAUAUUUGUUGGGCACAACCAUGGAUUGGACUGGUGCUGCCCGUACAAGAAACUAUGGCUAUGCUAUGCUAGACACACUGGCUAUGGUGGCUAUGGAAAUUGGCCAAGAGGAGCUAGAAUUGUGGAAAUCUCUGAGAAACCCUUCUCUCUUCGAUCCUGGAUAAGGAUGGAGGAUGGCAAUGUUCACAGUGAAGUUGUUUUGAGCUAGAAGUCCUGGCAAUAUCUUCCAUCGGAGAAAACACUCAGAGAGAGUAAAUGUUUUUAUGCGUUUGUUCUGUGUGCUUAUGUUUGUCUUCAACUAAGUUCUCGUUCUUUUUAUUGAUUAACAAUAACAAGUGGGGAAGUAGAUAAUAUUAAUACCCAUUUCUUCA
Prosopis cineraria is the source of this 1411-nucleotide messenger RNA. RefSeq names its product probable inactive purple acid phosphatase 16. The transcript has 5 exons. The coding region runs from base 67 to 1248 and encodes 393 amino acids. Gene Ontology annotation, molecular function: hydrolase activity, acting on ester bonds. Lineage: Eukaryota; Viridiplantae; Streptophyta; Magnoliopsida; Fabales; Fabaceae. The record is from RefSeq and is a predicted model, not a curated record. Gene Ontology annotation, cellular component: cytoplasm.